GCGACAUUUGCCGAGCACCGCCGGCACCUUCACCUUCUCUCCAUGGCAAUUUGUCCAGAGGUGUGUCCUUUGUGGAAGAGGAGACGCCUGAGCAAGCUUCCGGGCAAACAUCUGAGAUGAAGCUGGUGGGAGGUGAUCCAUGGGAACCAUUGCAGAAAACCAACAAGGGUGGUCUUGGAGAAAUGGCCAGCCUGAGCUUCUCUCAGCUGCUGCACAUGGCCCGGACCAUGUACCGAGAGAAACUUCUCCAAGACUCACGGCAAUUGCUGCUGUCCGAAGCAGCACGUGAGCUCCUUGGUGAUGGCCAUGACAGCAUCGGCGAGUCAUGGAUGAGACAGCAGCUGGCAGUGAUGCGCGCAAAACAGGUCGGAAGCCUCAAUUCUCGGGCGAAAAGUGAGUUGGAAUCGCCGAAAUUCAUCCGAGCACUUCAGACCUUAUUUGAUCUCACUACGCGGCAGGUGAUCACCAGGGACAGACAAGGAAAAUUGCCGACGCGGCUCAAGGUGGUGAAAGCCAAAAGAUCAGUCAAUUUGGACGCGUACCGUGCCUACUACGCACGUCGGUCCGAGAUCGAAGCAUCAAUGGCUUCAAUGGCUUCGUUCUCACGACAUCCCGGACCUGGAGUACGGUUAGAUGACUGUCUCACCACAGGUCCUUCUGGCUGUUACCUGACCAGAGAGCUUCGUUCGCUUCAAGGUCUUUGGACAGACUCACAGAAUGCCCAGUGGCUGGUGGAGGGGAGCCAGGUCUUUCGCGUGGCCGCGCUGGCCGCGCAGUUCCUGGAGCCGGCGAAGGCGCAGCAAAUCUUUGCACUGGAAGAUCACUACGAGUUGAAACCCGAGAGUGCGCCCACAGAUCGCCUGAUAGAAGGCGAACACCAUGGACAGGCCUCUGAGGCUUCCAAGGCGCCCGCCCGAGGGCCCGCUCGGCCCGCUGGGGCCGCUGGGGCCCGUGGCACCGUGGCUGUGCCACAGUUUCUGAUUGAAGUGAAGAAACGUGUGAAAGAUGACGAUGAUGCAGAAGAGUCUCCGCAAGACAAAGCUCCUGUGAAGGAGAGAUGGCAUGGUUGGUUUGAUGAAUCAGGUGACCGAGUCAUGUGGUACAAAGAAAAAGGUGACAGAUCUCAGUGGACCCGUGGCGAGACCAUACAAGGCUUUUGGCGAGUCUUCAGCAGUUAUGUCCUGCUGCUGAACCCACGAGCUUUCCGAGAGGGGGCAGCCCUGCUUGAUGCAAAGAGCAGGCUUGGCCGAUCAGCCCGAAGAGGUUGCGCGUGGCUUGAAAGAGAGCUUCGACUUCUGCAGGACGAAGGGCAGUUCCUGGAUGAACGUCCUGACACAGACGAACCGUCGUUUGUGAUGCACUGGGUUGGAGAACUGUACCCAAUUUGGGUCAAAGAGUCAAACAAUGGCUUCAGCAUCAGCUCAACAACUUUCAAAGGCUUUGUGGACGCCGAUGGCACAGAGAUGUGCCUGGAACCCGUGCAGCGGCCGGCCAACUUCCAACCCAGGAGGACACUUCUGAGCAUGCGCACAACACAUGUGGUUCAGCCGUUUCUAUCGAAGAUAUGGGCUCAUCGUCAGUUGAUGUCAGCAGAGCUCAGUGUAAAGCAGCUCAGUUUGGCUGCCAACGAGCUGUGGCUCUUUCACGGCACUCGCGAGAGCGCGGCUGAGUGCAUCACGGAGAACGAAUUCCAGGUGCGCAUGGCUGGCAGCAACCGCGGCACGAUGUUCGGCCCGGGCAUCUACCUGGCCGACUCAGUUACCAAGAGUGACGAAUACACAGAUCCAGAUCCCACGGGCCUUCGGACCAUGAUCCUGUGCCGCUGCACAAUGGGCCGGGCUAUCCGACAAGAGGGUGGCGGCCGUGAAUGCAUGAAGGUCUGCCAAGCAGGAGGCUUUCAUUCUGUGAAGGGUCGCCGGGCAUAUAACGAAUAUAUUGUUUACGAUGAGAACCAGGUGUAUCCGGAGUACAUCAUUUGGUACCGACGCGUGUACAACAUCGAGUGAUGGUAGUUUUCUGAGGCCAUCUGCCAAGCAGACAAGGCAAAUCUAAGUCAUAAGACAAUGCAACGCGUUGCAACACGUAAAACAACACGUAAAGCAACACGUUGUUGAGCGGCUUCGAGGGCUUAGUGCAGAGGAUUCCCAGAAAACAUGCUGGGCCCGCAGCAAAGUGCAAAAAGGGAGGAAA
Molecule: messenger RNA, 2190 nt
Organism: Cladocopium goreaui
Lineage: Eukaryota; Dinophyceae; Suessiales; Symbiodiniaceae
Source: the annotation of a GenBank genome assembly